CUCUUCCACCCCUGCGAUGGUUUCUCCGGGAAGCACCGGGACUUAGGGCCGCCGCUUCCUGCUUUCCGCGUCUGUCUUGUACCUGGUCCUCGCAGCAACCGUUGGGAGUCCAAAAAUCAACAUGUCCAGCAAAAAGGCAAAGACGAAGACCACCAAGAAGCGCCCUCAGCGUGCCACUUCCAAUGUCUUUGCAAUGUUUGAUCAGUCGCAGAUUCAAGAAUUCAAGGAGGCCUUCAACAUGAUCGACCAGAACAGGGACGGCUUCAUUGACAAGGAGGACUUGCAUGACAUGCUCGCCUCCCUUGGAAAGAAUCCCACAGAUGAAUACCUGGAUGCCAUGAUGAAUGAAGCUCCAGGCCCCAUAAACUUCACAAUGUUCCUGACCAUGUUUGGUGAGAAGUUAAACGGCACCGAUCCGGAAGAUGUCAUCAGGAACGCUUUUGCUUGCUUUGAUGAGGAAGCCACAGGGUUCAUUCAGGAGGACUACCUGCGGGAGCUGCUGACCACCAUGGGUGACAGAUUCACAGAUGAAGAGGUGGAUGAGCUGUACAGAGAGGCGCCCAUCGACAAAAAGGGCAAUUUCAACUACAUCGAGUUCACGCGCAUCCUGAAACACGGAGCCAAAGACAAGGAUGACUGAGCGUAUCCACGGACACCUGCAGAUAACUUCCCCUCAUUGCCACCCUCCCCCCAGUUUUGUUUCUCCUGAUCUAUUCUUUUUUCUUGUUGGGACCUCUUGCAUACAUUUCUAGCAUUCCAGCUUUUAUCGUCUGUGGACUCUGGGGCUGCUUAGGCACACCUGCACCUUUGUAGAAAGAUUGGAAAUGGGCAGGGGGAGAGGACAGCUUACAGGGAGAGACAUUUAGGGAUAAAGAUCAGGGAGUGUGGAGGUCCAGGCAAAAAUGUCAGUGCUACACAUCCUAGCUAGAUAAAUUUUCCGUUUUUGAUGGUAACUUUUCAAAUAAAACACUGCUAAAUUAGGUACAUCAUUAAAAUUUUCAUGCUAGGAGUGCACUGUUUAUCUAAUCAUAACUGUAAAUAUUUUUGUAACUGUAUGCAGUGGUGGUGUUACCUGUUUUUGCCUUAAAAAUGAAGGAUAAGUCACUUUAGCAUCCUGAGGUUUGUACUUCUGCAACUGAGCACUUCACUUACUAUUGUAAGCCUAUCCAAUGAAGAAAUUGCCAUCCUCUGAAUUUAGUACAUUGUAAAUUAAUGAUUUCUGUCCAAGACUUGCACAUUAAACAUUGUGGCUCUUACAGAAGUAAUUGAGGGGGUAUUUUAUCACCUUAGCGUCUCCAGUUCUUGAUAGUGAGUACAAUAUCAAUACUGCUUUUUUAAAACUUACAUGGUAAAUCCUAGGGUUUUGUUACAGAAUGAUGCUGUGUGUGAGUAGAAUGCUUGAGCAAUGCUUCUUACCCAGAUCCACAAGACUGACAACAUAGAAUUUACAUUUCCUUGCCACCAUUUUUUUCCCUUUUUUUUUCCUCUUCCCAUCUUUAUUUUUUCAAAGCAUGGUGAGAAUGGGGUUGGAUGAAGAAGGGAGGUUUUCUUUCUCUGACCUUUUUGUUUUUUAUCUGAAAACAUUAUUUUUGCUUUCCAAAUGAAACAAUACACAAUAUAUUUUUAAGAGAUUCCACUGAGAGUGGUGUUUCGAGUGUGUGAGAAGGAAGGAUUUGUUUUUGUUCCAUUUCUCAUAUCCUCUAGUUCUUGUGGUGUGGAUUGCAUAGCAGAUUUGUUACAGUUCUCUGAAGCAACUUUGACAUAAUCUGAAUACUUGUGGUUCUGGGGGUUUUUGUCUUGAAAGGAAGGAUGAUCAGAGCUGCUUCUGUCACUUCUAGGAAUUAUAUUGUUAUCCCUUAAGAAUUUAUGUUACAAAAUUAAGAAAUGUCAUUUAGCUGAAAACAUUUUGCUGUUUCUUGGUAGGAUGCUGCUGCCAACCAAACUUUUAAUAAAUUUAGUUAGAGGACAGUGAUUAUUUGUUUUAGAAAUACACUGUUCUUUCAUAAAUAAACUACCAGGCAUAACUGCCAUGUUUUGAGAAGGACAA
Molecule: messenger RNA, 2047 nt
Organism: Colius striatus (speckled mousebird)
Lineage: Eukaryota; Metazoa; Chordata; Aves; Coliiformes; Coliidae
Product: myosin regulatory light chain 2, smooth muscle minor isoform
Exons: 4
Coding region: 122-640 (172 amino acids)
Cellular component (GO): cytoplasm
Molecular function (GO): calcium ion binding
Source: RefSeq, a predicted model, not a curated record